UCGCACGCCGUCGUAACCGCCGCCACCGCGUGACUCGAAAGAAUUUCGCCGCGACGUUCCGUACCGCAAUUUUUCUCCUAUUUAUGCGCCGCGCGAAACGCGUCGUUUCCCGCGGCACACGCUCGACAAGGGUAGUAUUGUUUUAUGGUAUAUUUUAAAGACGCGUGCCGUACAAAUAACUCUACCUGCAAUAAUCGCCUAAUAUUCGAUCUACGCAUAUCUAAUAUAUCAUUAUAAUCGAUUCCGUUUUAAUGACACAGUUUAGCGGAAGAAAACGACACUUUGACGAUUUAAUAUCGUAAACACACAAUACAAUGUAAUACCUAAUUGUAUUGCACUCGCACGAUAUCAUGAUUUCACGUUAUAAACAUCAACACGACCACCGUAUACAGUGAUAAACCAAUGAUUUACCAAUAGGCGAAUACCUACUGCGACAACAAACUGCAUUAUAUCAGUAUACGGGCGAAACACACACACACACGUACACGGGUAGGCACACGACGCGACGAGUGCGCGACCGACCCGAAUCGAAACUGCAGUAUAGAGUUAUAAGUCCUGCAUAAUAUACCCAAACGCGCGCGCGCGCGUGUGUGUGUGCAUCGCUUUUUAUCGAUAAUAUAUAAUAUUAUAUUAUAUUAUUGUAUCGGUGAGCUGUAUUAUAAUUAUGCGGCCGCCGCCGGCGGCGCCGCCAGCGUCAUCGGCGAUCGCGACGACCGCGACUCCGGACUGCAGUGACGGCCGCGACCCGCAGCAUUUGAACACGGCGACCGCGACGACGAUGGUCACGUGAUUAGGAUGCCGCGGCCGUGCAGAGAGACGUACGGCGACCAAAAGCCGCCGUACAGUUACAUAUCGCUGACGGCCAUGGCCAUAUGGAGCGCUCCCGAGAAGAAGCUACCGCUGUCCGACAUCUACAAGUUCAUCAGCGACCGGUUUCCUUAUUACCGGAAAAACACGCAAAGGUGGCAGAACUCGCUGCGACACAACCUGUCGUUCAACGACUGUUUCAUGAAAAUUCCCCGGCGACCUAACCAGCCGGGCAAGGGCGCGUACUGGACGCUUCACCCUGACGCCUUGGACAUGUUCGAGAACGGAUCGUUUCUCCGGCGCCGCAAACGGUUCAAACUUCCGGCCGCCGACCGGGCGCUGUUGGAGGCUACGUUCGGCCGGCCGUCGUCGUCCGCCGCCGCCGCCGCCGCCACUGAAUUUGAUAUCCGCGACUCGCCGCCACUGCGCCCGUUGCCGAUCGGAUUUCACCGGCCGCCGCCGCCACCGCCGUACCGGAACAACAUUACCGUCAUGUCGUCGGAAGGGGCGACGUCGCCGGUCGGCACCGAACACUCGUUGUCGCCGUUGUCGAUCCACACCGCCAUCGGCGGCACCGCGGCGGCCUUCGCGACCGCCACCUCGAUGGCCAACCACCUGCACCGGCAGCACAAGCCCAAACCGUUCACCAUCGAGAGCAUCAUCGCCCCGGGCAGACGUAGUCACCCGUCCGACGAACACGACCGCGACGGUGACGAGACGGCGACACCGGACGUCCCGUUGCCGUCGUCGACCCCCACACCGCCCCCGCCGUCCUCGUCGUCGUCCCCUACGCCGCCGUCGCGUGCCGAACGCCCUCACCGCCGGUAUCCGCCGCCGGUGAGUCUGCUACCGUCUCAGCCGCAUCACCUGCAGGCCGACCACCAGCAGCAGCAGUUCCUCCACAACGCCCACCAUCACCACAACGGCGCCGGCAGCAACGGAUAUGCGGAAUUGUACGCGUACUUAAUCCAACAGCAGUCUUUCGCCGUGGCCGCAGCGGCCGCUUCCAGCAUAUUUCCAGGGCCUACCGCGCCUCUGCCACCGUUCCACUACAUGCCUCACCAUCACGUCACCAACGCCGCUGCCGCUGCCGCCGCCGCCGCUGCCGCUGCCACCGUUUUGCCGCCGUUCCCGCAGCUGGCCAACUUCACGAACCUGCAUGACUGCGGUACGGUUUGGAAACAAUGGUUGGACCAUUAAACUUCGCAAAGAGGAGACGAGACGAAGCAUGAAACUUAUUUUCCUUAUUGUCAAACCGUUUCGUAUAGACUUUUAAAUGGUAUAUGUACAUAUUCGUACUGUUGUAAUUUUAUUAUAGCGUUUUAAUACUAAAACAGAUGUACAAUAUUAUAUAAA
Molecule: messenger RNA, 2163 nt
Organism: Melanaphis sacchari
Lineage: Eukaryota; Metazoa; Arthropoda; Insecta; Hemiptera; Aphididae
Product: fork head domain-containing protein FD4-like
Exons: 3
Coding region: 796-2007 (403 amino acids)
Biological process (GO): anatomical structure morphogenesis; regulation of transcription by RNA polymerase II; cell differentiation
Molecular function (GO): DNA-binding transcription factor activity, RNA polymerase II-specific; RNA polymerase II cis-regulatory region sequence-specific DNA binding
Source: RefSeq, a predicted model, not a curated record